AGACAAGUGUUGCAGCUCUAUCUAUGAUCUAUCGCCACAUCAAGCAACUAACAACUAAACAACCUGUGUUGUUAUGUUUUACUCUUGUCCACAAUUCACGCAAUUUUACAAACAGUUUAGAAAUGCAAUCUUUAGAAAUAUUGGAUAAAAAACAUGUUCCACUUGUUGAGAAAAUGAGACCAGCAAGCAUCACAUCUUAUAUAGGGCAAAAACAAAUUCUUGGGUCAGAUACGGUUUUGAGUCAUUUAUUGGAAAAGGGAGAGAUUCCAAGUAUGAUAUUCUGGGGUCCACCUGGAUGUGGGAAGACAUCCUUAGCCAAUGUGAUAGCAUGUUUAAGCAAGAGAGUAAAAGGCGAUAAUGUGCACGUUAUAAACAUGUCUGCAGCAAGUUCUGGUAUUAAAGAUGUAAAAGAUGCUGUUACAGUGGCAAAAAAUAAAUCUCAGUUUGGCUGCAAAACGAUUGUCUUUAUGGAUAAAAUUCAUCGCUUUAACAAACUUCAGCAAGACAUAUUCCUGCCACAUGUAGAGACAGGAACGUUUACUUUAAUUGGAUGUACCACUGAAAAUCCAUCUUACAGUUUGAAUCCAGCCUUGUUGAGCCGCUGUCGUGUAUUCGUAUUGAAUAAAUUAACAGAAUCCAAUGUUACAGAAAUUCUUCAAAGAGCGAUAGAACGUAUGAAUGGAAAUGUAUCUAACGUACAAGAAAGAAAACCGAUAAACGAUAAAGAGCAAAUUAAGUCUUAUUCUACUUUAAAUUCAAAAUUUUCUAUUGAUAAUAAAACAAUACAAUGGUUAGCAGAGGUAUGUGACGGUGAUGCACGUGUAGCUCUGAAUGCUUUGGAGUUAGCAGUGCUCGCAAGAACAUCGGACAGAUUGAAAGUGUCCGGUAAUACUAAUGCUACAAUAACUCUGGAAGAUAUUAGAGAGAGUGUAAAAAAAGCACAUGUGCUGUCUGAAGAAGAAACCGAUCAGAGUCAUCAUAUGUACUCUGCGCUUCACAAUUCAAUAAGAGCUGGAGAAGCAAAUGCUUCCUUAUAUUGGAUGGCCAGAAUUAUGGCAGCCAAAGAGGAUCCAGUAAACAUUGCAAGAAGACUAGUUAGAAUAUCAAGCGAAGACAUUGGUCUAGCAGAUCCAGAUGCUUUAGGUGUAGCUGUUCAUACAAUGUAUGGAUGUCAAAUGAUUGGUAUGCCAGAGUGUGAUGUGUUAUUGGGACAAUGUACAAUUUAUUUGGUAAAAGCACCAAAGUCUCGGUCAGUAUAUAACGCAUUGAAAGCAGCCGAGAAAGUUAUUUUGGAACAGAAGGGUCUUCAACCUGUUGUACCAGCACAUAUGAGAUGUAACUCAUCAGAAGCAAAAUUUCAAUAGCGUUGGUAAAAAUGUUUUUUAGUUUUUAAUUUUUUAUUGCUUAUAAUUCUACUAAUUAUUUUUUUAUUUUAUAUUAAAUUACUUACAUCUUUCCCUUGCAAGUUCUGUUACUUUAAUAAUAAAUUAAGAAAAUUGCAAAACAUAUUUGCAAAACUUAUUUGUUACCGAAUUACACAAUAUUAUAUCAGUAUUAUUAAUAUUAAGGAAGAUAUCAGUAUUAUUAAGAAAAGCAAAGUUUAUAAAAACUAUCGAGUUUAUUAUUAGUGGCUGCAUCUAGCAAAGUAAAACACUACAAACUGUAUUACAGAUAUAUUAAUUAAUUAAAUGUGUUAUAUCUGGGGAGGGGGAUGUGUGUAUAUGAGAUAGAUUUUUAAAAUGAUGAAAAUUUUCUAUUAUGGGAAAUAAUUUAAUUUUUGUUUAUAGAAUUAAGUUUGUAUUGUAAAUAAAGUUAUGUUAAUAUAAAAAGGUUAUUGGUUUAAAUAAUCUAAAAUAAAAUAUGUUGUAAAUAUGUAGCAGUUGAAUUAGGAAAGUUUAUGAAGGUAAGUUAUAUGUAAUAAGUUAUAGGAAGAAAUAUUUUUAAUGAAUUUGGUGCCAGCAAUUGCGGUUAUGUUAAA
Molecule: messenger RNA, 1978 nt
Organism: Ooceraea biroi (clonal raider ant)
Lineage: Eukaryota; Metazoa; Arthropoda; Insecta; Hymenoptera; Formicidae
Product: ATPase WRNIP1
Biological process (GO): DNA-templated DNA replication; DNA synthesis involved in DNA repair
Cellular component (GO): nucleus
Molecular function (GO): ATP hydrolysis activity; single-stranded DNA helicase activity; ATP binding
Source: RefSeq, a predicted model, not a curated record